AUGUCCCUCACCAACGCCAGCCCCGCCGACGCCGCGUCCGAGGCCAAGUCGGCAUCGCACGUGCUCGCCGCCCUGCCGGCCUCGGCCCGCAACGAUGCCCUGACGGCCAUCCACGCGGCCCUCGGCGUCGCCAGGGACGACAUCCUCGCCGCCAACGCCCGCGACCUCGAGCUGGCCCGCAAGGCCGCCGCCGACGGCCAGCUGAGCUCCGCCCUCGUCUCGCGCCUCGACCUGGGCAAGAAGGGCAAGUGGGAGGACAUGCUCAAGGGCAUCCUCGACGUGAGGGACCUCGAGGACCCUGUCGGCAAAGUCACCCUCCGCACCCGCCUCGACGAGGGGCUCGACCUGGAGCGCGUGACCUGCCCCAUCGGCGUCCUGCUCAUCAUCUUCGAGGCCCGGCCCGAGGUCAUCGCCAACAUCGCCUCCCUGGCCAUCAAGUCGGGCAACGCCGCCAUCCUCAAGGGCGGCAAGGAGUCGACCGAGUCCUUCGUCGCCAUCGCGCGCGUCAUCUCGGCCGCCCUCGCCGCCACCCAGGUGCCCAACGCCGCCGUCCAGCUCGUCACGACGCGCGACGUCAUCCCGCAGCUGCUGGCGCUCGACGCCCUCAUCGACCUCGUCAUCCCCCGCGGGUCCAACGAGCUCGUCCGCUACAUCAAGAACAACACGCGCAUCCCCGUCCUCGGCCACGCCGACGGCCUCUGCUCCGUCUACCUCGAGGCCUCGGCCGACCCGGCCAUGGCCGCCGACGUCGUCGUCGACGCCAAGACGAGCUACCCGGCCGCCUGCAACGCCGUCGAGACCCUGCUCGUCGAGGAGGCCGCCCUCGCGGCGCCCUUCCCGGCCGUCGCCGCCGCCCUGCUCGCGCGGGGCGUCGAGCUGCGCUGCGACGCCGCCUCCAAGGCCGCCCUGCUCGCCCCCUCGUCCGGCAUCCCCGCCGACCGCCUCGCGGCCCUCGUGCGCGACGCCCGGCCCGCCGACUUCGACACCGAGCACCUCUCCCUGACGCUCACCGUCGGCGCCGUGCCCGACCUCGCCGCCGCCGCCGCGCACAUCAACGCCCACGGCUCCAAGCACACCGACGUCAUCCUGACGGCCGACGCCGACCGCGCCGAGCGCUUCAUGAGCGCCGUCGACGCCGCGGGCACGUACUGGAACGCGAGCACGCGGUUCGCCGACGGCAUGCGCUACGGCUUCGGCACCGAGGUCGGCAUCAGCACCAACAAGAUCCACUCGCGGGGCCCCGUCGGGCUCGAGGGCCUCAUGAUCUACAAGUACAAGAUCCGGGGCCACGGCCAGGUGAGCGCCGUGUACGGCGAGGGCGAGGGCAAGAAGAGGUUCUUGCAUCAGAGCUUGCCGUUGUGA
This is a messenger RNA of Thyridium curvatum, 1362 nucleotides long. RefSeq lists its product as uncharacterized. The record is from RefSeq and is a predicted model, not a curated record. Lineage: Eukaryota; Fungi; Ascomycota; Sordariomycetes; Thyridiales; Thyridiaceae. The transcript has 2 exons. Gene Ontology annotation, molecular function: NADP binding; glutamate-5-semialdehyde dehydrogenase (NADP+) activity. Bases 1 to 1362 code for a protein of 453 amino acids.